GACUCCUCAAGAUGUUCUGAAGAUGGGAGUCUUUUGAUGCCUGAGCUUCCCCUCUCCCCAGAUCCUCUCCUCUCCAAGCGAGUCUUUUCGUGUCUGUAGUUUUCUCAGGGGAAAAGGGGACGGAAAGGGAGUACAAAGAUCGUUUUCUCGGGGUCACCUCAACCCAUCAUCCAUCUCUUAUGAUCUCCUUUCCCUUCCUCUAAGGCUUUUCUCCUAAUGGGUGUGGGGUUCUUCAUUUGCUUCCUUGCUGUGGUGAUGUUGUUAAGAUGCUCGGCUUCUCCGCAGCUCAAUACGGAUGAGUUCGUUGUCUCUGAUUUUUUUCUGAAGAUGCGAGCGGAGGUCUCUUCUCCCGUCUCUGGCUCCUCUUAUUCGGUUUGCUCGUGGAAAGGCGUCUCCUGUGACGAAAGGAAGGAGAAAGUCAUCGCCUUGGUGGCUUCCGGCCUCGGGCUCUCUGGCCCCAUACCGGAGAACACCAUUGGAAAGCUCAGCAAGCUUCAAACUUUGGAUCUCAGUGCCAAUAACAUCACUGGGCUUUCUUUGGAUAUUUGGGGACUGGGUAGCUCUCUCAAGAGCCUCAACCUUUCUUCGAACCAGAUUAACGGGUCUCUUCCUGACAACCUUGCGGAUUUCGGGGAAUUGGAAAGCCUCGACCUUUCUUGCAACGGCUUCUCCGGCGAGAUCCCGACAGCGUUGGGCUCCCUCUCGAGAUUGAAAGUUCUCAAUUUCAGCGGCAAUGGGUUCGAGGGGAGCAUCCCGGAUUCCAUUCUCGGCUGUAAGUCCUUGGUUUCCAUCGAUCUCUCGAGGAACAGACUGAAUGGUACCGUGCCGGGUGGCCUCAAUGAUGCAUUCGAAAAUUUGAUGUUCUUGGAUCUUUCUGGAAAUGAGAUUAAUGGGACGCUGCCGGUGUUAUCAGGGCUGAACUCCAUCACCUAUCUCAAUCUCUCAGGAAAUUUGUUUCAGGGUUCGGUUCUUGGGGUGUUUCAGGAGCCAUUGCAGGUCAUAGACCUCAGUAACAACCAGUUCCAAGGACACAUCUCUCAGGUAAACCUCAGCUCCAGCUACACUUGGUCUUCCUUAGUUUAUCUUGACUUGUCUGGGAAUGAACUCAACGGAGAAUUCUUCGGUGAUUUGGGCCGAGCCCGGUCGCUUAAACACCUUAAUCUUGCAUUCAAUAGGUUUUCUCAUCAGAAUUUCCCUCAGCUGGAGCAGCUUUCUGGUCUGGAAUAUCUCAAUUUGUCGAAAACUAGCCUGAGUGGCCAAAUUCCAACUGAAUUCUCUAAAUUGGUACGCUUGAAGACACUAGACCUUUCGCAGAAUCAGAUAGCUGGCUAUAUUCCUGAUUUGAGCGUGGUCAAUCUACAAGUUCUAGACCUUUCAAUGAAUAAUCUCACAGGUGGAAUCCCCGGGCCUCUGCUAAACAAGUUACCCAACAUGAUAAGGUUCAACUUCUCCUACAACUACCUUAAACUUUGCGCUGCUAGAUUGUCACCCGAAACAUUCAACACGGCAUUUGUCGGAUCCCACAAUGACUGCCCAAUCGCAGUCGACCCAGAUGUUAUCAGAGAGAAGGGGAUGAAGCAUAGGGGCCUCAGGUUAGCAGUGGCCGUAUCUCUGUCGGUCUUCUUUUUGAUAGCAGGAUUGGUGUGCCUUGCCUUUAGAUUCCGAAAGAGAACUAGAUCAUGGGCAGUCAAGCAGCUCCCAUCCAAGGAGGAACCAAAUGUUUCAGGCCCGUUCUCCUUUCAGACGGAUUCAAAAACCUGGGUUGCCAAUGUCAAGAGUGCUACCUCUGUCCCCGUUGUCAUAUUCGAGAAGCCAUUGCUGAACUUUACCUUUGCCGACCUCUUGACUGCAACUUCACAUUUUGAUAGGGGAACUUUUUUAGCUGAAGGGAAGUUCGGUCCGGUGUAUAGAGGUAUUCUACCUGGAGGAAUUCAUGUGGCCGUGAAGGUUUUGGUUCAUGGUUCUGCAGUGACAGACCAGGAAGCGGCCAGAGAGCUUGAGAGACUUGGACGGAUCAAGCACAUUAAUCUAGUCCCUUUGACAGGCUAUUGCUUAGCAGGGGAUCGGAGGAUUGCUAUAUAUGAUUACAUGGAGAAUGGAAAUCUACAGAAUUUGCUUCAUGACCUACCAUUAGGAGUGCAGACAACCGAGGAUUGGAGUGCUGAUACAUGGGAAGAAGAUGCUGGCAUUGUCGAAAACAUCACAACUGAAGGGAUGACUACUUGGAGAUUUAGGCAUAAAAUUGCACUUGGAGCAGCAAGAGCAUUGGCUUUUCUCCACCAUGGAUGCUACCCUGAGAUAGUUCACAGAGAUGUGAAGGCAAAUAGCAUCUAUCUUGAUUCAGCAUUGGAGCCUAGAUUAUCUGAUUUUGGAUUGUCAAGGAUAGUUGGAGCUAGCUUGGAGGAUGAGAUCUCUCGGGGAUCGCCAGGCUAUGCUCCUCCAGAGUUCUCCGAGUCGGAAAAUGUCUCAGCAACAACAAGAUCUGAUGUAUAUGGCUUUGGGAUUGUGCUUUUUGAGCUCAUUACGGGGAAGAAACCGCUUGGAGAUGACUAUACUGACGAGAGGGAGACUACUCUUGUCAGUUGGGCUAGAACAUUGGUAAGGAAGAAUCAGGGAUCGAGAAUAAUCGACCCUAAGAUUCGGGAGACUGGAUUGGAGAAACAAAUGGAGGAAGCACUAAGGAUUGCUUAUCUGUGCACUGCUGACCUACCAUCAAAGAGGCCUUCCAUGCAGCAAAUAGUUGGCCUCUUGAAGGACAUCGAGCCCAUAUCCGCUGAUCACUGAAAUGGAGAAGCAUGGGUCAGCUUUUCUUGUCUCUCAAUAUUGCUGCUCUUCCAGUAGAAGGAGAUGUACAGCAGUUCUAAACUACUUCCGCAUUGAAGUUCUUGCUUUUUUUCAGAUUUUCGUUCAAGUUUCAGAAGAAGAUUUACAUCAAAGUGACUCCCACAAAAUGCUUGAACUAUUACAUACUCCAUUAGUUUCUUUCCUUUUCAUGGUUCCUUGCUUCAUUGCUUUUGUUUAUCACAAAACAGCCAUAGUACCCUUUUUUGUGACUUCUGAAGUCCAGUUUCCUGGAUGUCAGUAAAGCAAAGUGGCUUUUGAUGUUUUUCACUCAUUUGGUUCUCAACGGAUCGAGGUAACACCUCUUAAAGUA
Molecule: messenger RNA, 3154 nt
Organism: Phoenix dactylifera (date palm)
Lineage: Eukaryota; Viridiplantae; Streptophyta; Magnoliopsida; Arecales; Arecaceae
Source: RefSeq, a predicted model, not a curated record